Anopheles cruzii is the source of this 4937-nucleotide messenger RNA. RefSeq names its product ribosomal protein S6 kinase 2 beta-like. The transcript is spliced from 8 exons. The record is from RefSeq and is a predicted model, not a curated record. Bases 101 to 2797 code for a protein of 898 amino acids. Gene Ontology annotation, molecular function: ATP binding; ribosomal protein S6 kinase activity. Gene Ontology annotation, biological process: protein phosphorylation. Lineage: Eukaryota; Metazoa; Arthropoda; Insecta; Diptera; Culicidae.
AACUGUGUAGACUUCCGGUUGCUGGCUUCGAAACUUCUUGUGUGUGUGUGUGUGUGCCCAAGGCCCUUUCGCCGUUCCCGCGAGUACUUCAAGCUGGAUAAUGCCGCUGGCCAACUCGAUCGACCCAUGGAGAGAGAAAGUCCCAAUCAGUAUCGUCGGUAUCGAGUCGGCCUCGCAGGAUAAUGUGGAGAUGGUUGUUGACGAGGCGUAUGAUCCGCUGCAGACCCAGCACCAUCAGCAGCAGCAACAACAGCCGCAGCAGACGGUUUUGGUGCAGCACCAGCAGCAGCAGCAGCUGCUACAACAGCAACAGUACCAUCAUCACCAUCAUCCGCACCUUCAUCACCAUCAGCCAGGGCAUCAACACCGGCAACAGCAGCCACCGGGAGUAGUCGUCACCGGGGGCUAUCAUCCACCGCAUGGCGUCUAUCACCUGCCACAGGAUUCGAUGCUGGACGAUAAUGGCCUCUGUCACGAGCGCACGCUGGUUGCCGGCGGGGCGCUGGACGAGGACGCGAUGGAGCUGGAUUUGACCGGUGGCGCUUUCAUUGGGUCCGACCCCGAGCUGUCACACCUGGCUCGGGACGACGUCACGUACGCCGGCCCGGGUGGCCCUGGGAACGGUGCCGACGAGCACGAGAUUGACAUCAAGGACAUUAUCCGCGAGGGCCACGAGAAGGCGGACCCGUCACAGUUCGAGCUGCUGAAGGUGCUGGGCGAGGGUUCGUUCGGGAAGGUGUUUCUGGUGAGAAAGAUUGUCGGCAUCGACGCUGGCACCCUGUACGCCAUGAAGGUGCUGAAGAAGGCGACCCUUAAGGUGAAAGAUCGCGUGAGGAGCACGAACGAGCGGAACAUUCUGGCGGACGUUGGUCACGCGUUUAUCGUUAAGCUCCACUAUGCCUUCCAGACGCCCGGCAAACUGUACCUCAUACUGGACUUUUUGCGCGGCGGCGAUCUCUUUACGCGGCUCAGCAAGGAGGUGAUGUUCACCGAGGAGGACGUCAAGUUCUAUCUGGCCGAGCUGGCUCUCGCCCUCAACCACCUGCACGGGCUGGGCAUCAUCUACCGGGACCUGAAGCCCGAGAACAUUCUUCUGGACCAGGACGGUCACAUAGCUUUAACGGACUUUGGCCUAUCGAAACAACCGCUGGAUGGUUCGAAAACGUACAGUUUUUGUGGUACGGUCGAGUACAUGGCGCCGGAGGUCGUCAAUCGGAAGGGGCACACGCUUGCCGCGGACUGGUGGUCGUUCGGUGUGCUGAUGUUCGAAAUGCUGACGGGCAAUCUUCCAUUCCACGGUAGCAACCGGAACGACACGAUGAACCAGAUCCUCAAGACGAAGCUGGGCAUGCCGGAGAACCUGAGCCCGGAGGCGCAAAGUUUGCUGCGGGCCCUGUUCAAACGCAAUCCCCAGAACCGGCUCGGUGCUGGCCCGAACGGUAUCGAUGACAUCAAGCGGCACGAGUUCUUCGCCAACGUCGACUGGGUGGCGUUCGAGCGGAAGGAGGUGCGGCCACCGUUCAUUCCGGCCGUGUCCCGGGACGAUGCGUUCUACUUCGACUCCGAGUACACGAACAAAUCGCCCAAGGACUCACCCGGCGGACCGGUCAGUGCCAGCGCGCACGAGAUUUUCCGCGGUUUCAGCUUCAUUGCGCCGGGUCUGCUGGACGAGCAGCCUAACUUUGCGAACGGCAGCAACAUGAUCAUGCAGCAGCAACCCGCAUCACGGUCACCGUUUUCGAACGAAAUUCCGGGCGUCAAACCGGUCGCCUUCGGGGACGAGUACAGUCUGAUGCAGGAGCUGGGCCGCGGGACCUUUUCUAUCUGCCGUAUGUGCGAGCAUCGCACGACGAAGAAGCAUUACGCGGUGAAGAUCAUCGACAAGUCGUACCACGAUUGCCGCGAAGAGGUGGAAAUUCUGCUCCGAUACGGCAACCAUCCAAACAUUGUGACCCUGUACGGUGUGCACGAAGACGCGAGCUACGUAUACCUGGUGAUGGAGCUGCUGAAGGGAGGCGAACUGUUGGACCGCAUCCUGGCCAUACACUACAUGUCCGAGCAGGAGGCCAGUGCCGUGUUGCGGACGGUUGUGUCGGCUGUCGCUUACCUGCACGAGCAUGGCGUCGUCCAUCGCGACCUGAAACCGUCAAACUUGCUUUACGCAUCCGUCAACCACACGCCCGACUCGCUCAAACUUUGCGAUCUGGGCUUCGCGAAGCAACUGCGUGCCGAUAAUGGGCUGCUGAUGACACCCUGCUAUACGGCGAACUUUGUGGCCCCGGAGGUGCUGAAGAAGCAGGGCUACGAUCUGGCCUGCGACAUCUGGUCGUUGGGUGUGCUGCUUUACAUUAUGCUCGAGGGUAAGACCCCGUUCGCCAGCACACCGAACGACUCGCCGGAUAUGAUCCUCGCACGAAUCGGCUCGGGAAAAGUGGACCUCGAAACAGGCAAAUGGCCAACGAUAUCGGAAGAAGUGAAAGACUUGCUCCGCCAGAUGCUGCACAUUGUGCCGCAGCGUCGUCCGACGGCGGCCCAGAUCCUGCGGCAUCCGUGGCUGUCGCGCUUGGGCACGCGGCCAACGUACCACACAAUGGCCACCCAGUAUGCCGCCAGUGAUCGGCUAACGAUUGUAGAGCAACCGCCUGUGGGCAAGACGAGCGAAAGCACCGCGGAAGCCAUCAAGGGGGCCGUGCAUGCGACCUUCCGAGCGAUUUCCUCACCACAAGCGGCUAACCUGGGCCCGGUCGGAAUGUCCGACCUGGCGCGAAGACGAAUGGACAAGCUGAACCACUCGUAAUGGGGUGUCUUCUGAAGAGGAGAGUUAGAAGAUUGGUUCCGCACCAUCUCUAUUGCAGUCCAUCUGAUACAACAUCUAAGAGUUUUUUUGUUUUAAAUUUAGACAACAUUGUGCCAGAAUCGUGUUUACUGUCAAGUGGGCAGAGUGUUUGCAUUAAACGGAUGAAACGUAGAAUGAUCAACAAUCCGCAUUGGUAUAGUAAGCAUAACAAGCAGUGACACUUUCGCAAAGUGCAGUUUCAAACUCAUCGUUAAAAACCGUAACUGGAAGGUGGCAGCUGGCGUAUAACUGGAAUGCCUACCCCGCCAUGAUCGCCAUUAUAUUGUAGAUUUUGUUUUCGUUGCGUUUUGUUGUCCGUCGAUAGGAAUAAUUUGUUUUUCUUAUUUAAGUUGUUUUAUAAACUGAUUGUUUGCCCCAUUACAAAUCCUUUCCAGUGUACAUUUUGCGCCCAACUAGAACAAUGCAUAGAUUGAAUCCAAUAGUAUUAUGGAACCAGAGUUCGUCUGUAAGGCAAAAACCGGAAACUCAAACCAGCAAACAAACGAAACCGUGCACUCUAUGUUUCACUGUAAUCAUUUGCAAAAUCAAGAUCAUGUUUUAUUUGUUAAACACAAACCGAAAUCAUCCGUAACGAGAAAAGAAAGAAAAUGUUAACGGAGUAAGAGUAACAAAACAGCCACCUGACACUUUUUGUAGAGAGAACUGUGUUCCGAUCGGAACCGUUGCACGGGAUGAUUUGAAAAGGGAAACGCUCGCCAAAACGUGUGCGUGGAGUAAAUAGCAAGCAGCAAAGUCUAUCGAUACCUUCCCCCCUGGACCGGGAUUGUGUGCCAUAUUGGAAGCGCAAAAGUGCGAAUCAAGAAAACAACGGACGAAUAGUUCAAUUAGCCGAAGAAGAAGAAGAGGACCGGAACUGUACAGACCCCCCACACACAGCACCGGGUGGGUAAGUUUAUCGCACUGGGCAGGGUUUAAAUUACUAACAAUAAUUUAAUGAUCGUUAGCAAACUAAUAGUAUCGUACUAAUAUACAUUUAUGGAUAUGCAUAUACAUAUAUAUAGUCUACAUUAAAAUAUACAAUCAUAUACAUACGACCGGGGAAUAGGAAGAUUGGUGGCCGAAACUAGGACGGCCGCAUCUUCUUGUGAGCCGAUAAAUCAGAAUAAAACAAAAACAAAAUACAAAACAUAUUUACAGUGUAUCGUGCCAUGUGGUGUCGCCGGAACGACGGUUUUGUGGAACGAAGUUUAAGGAAUUCUGUCUGUGGACGCCUGAACUGUGGGCGUAGAGUAAUCAUUGUGAUAACUUAUGAAAACAAAAAUAGAGAAAAACAACCGGACGAAAACUCAGUGAAGGGCAGCGAAACGGUGCCGGGGCUUGAAACCGGUACAGCCGGACCAUUUCACACGAUACAGUUUGUCCCACUUUCGCUACGGCGUACGGCUAGGAUUCUCGUGAUCGGACAGUGCUUUGUGUGCGGUGUACUGUUGCUACCUGAUGUGGUGUUUCGAUGUACGUUGUGCUGAACUGUUGCUUCCAGUGUUUCUUUCAAGUUUAUUCAAUGUAAAGCGAACGGAUCGAACGGGAAUGAAAGUACUGGGACAGAUCGUUGGAGUAGUAUGUAGACCGGAGACGAUGGCGAUGAGUUCCUAUAACUCAGAAAGUGAGCACUUUGAAAAUGAAUGUUUGAUUUGAAUUGCAUUUGACUUGUGGUCUAAGUGGUUGUGAGGCCCUGGGAAUGAAGGGAUUGAGGUUCCGUCUGAGGUUGGAUUCGCGCGAACGAACCUUUGGAUAACGUUUCGUGGUUUCAAAGCAGCGAUGAGCAAAGUGAAAUGCUUUGCGCAAAGCGCAAAGUUCAUUGCGCAUAUAAUUGUAACCAAACCACAAUCAACUCGAAGUUGCGGUACUGCUAUAAACUCAUUUUUCUAGGCCGGUCAAACAGGACACAUUUCUAUUAGACGAUCAGUACAAGAAUACGUCCUACUGCUGCCGGUGCUGCGGAAAAGCUAAUAAACGGGAAAGCAGAGUGCAAACCAGACAAAUAGAGAGCGACAUUAAAAAAGUUCCAACUAAAAUGAAAAAGCAAAAACUAAAAAAACUUCUACUCCUUCAAUUUGAAACAAACACAAAAAGGUAAAUA